Oppiella nova is the source of this 835-nucleotide messenger RNA. The record is from the annotation of a GenBank genome assembly. NCBI's taxonomy places the organism in Eukaryota, Metazoa, Arthropoda, Arachnida, Sarcoptiformes, Oppiidae.
CGUAAAUAUCUUAAUAUUGCUUAAAUGUGGUGCAAAUAAUAAUUAUACAAAAAUGGACGAACAACUGAUUUUGAAUGAAUUUCCAGAAUUCCAAGAAUUGUUAAUUAAAAAUAACUUUUUUGAAGAACAGGAUCUAUUAGAUUUAUUGGCUAAUUGUGGACCGGAUAAAGAAAAUCAAUUAACAGUAAUAAUAGCUAACAUUGAACUGAGAGAUCCAACAGAAAUCGAGAGAUUCGCUCAGAUUAUGCAGUCCUCAGGUCUGGCCAUUGAAGACACGAACAGACCUUCAGAUGAGACGGACAGCAGUUUAACGAAUCUAAAGAACCAAUGGAUGAUUAGGUUUAAGGAUCUUCUUUCAACCCCCAAAACUUUGGGUGAUAACUUUACGGUGAAAAAUGCCACUAAAAUCAAGAGUAAUAAAUAUGGAGACGUCUACUCAAUGACAUCCCGGCCCCGAGGGUUCUGUGUUAUAAUUGAUAACCAAUUGUUUGCCGGAACUACUCUACCCUUCAGGACAGGCUCCAGAGCCGACGCCUACAGACUGUCGGAUGUCUUCUCUCAACUCCAUUUCGAUAUCAAAUACUUCGUGAAUAAGACGAGUCAUGAGAUGAAGAAUUUAUUACAGAAUGUGAUUGCAAUGAGUGAACAACUCGUAGAACACGACGCUCUGGCCGUCGUUAUCCUCUCGCAUGGCAUUAAGGAUGAGAUCUAUGGCACUGACGGCAAGACUAUAGCCGUGGACACAAUUCUCGAGUUCUUCAAUAACCAGAAUUGUCCGGCGCUUAUAAAUAAGCCCAAAAUGUUCUUCUUGAGCGCCUGUAGAGGAUGUGAGUAA